This is a messenger RNA of Sabethes cyaneus, 1680 nucleotides long. RefSeq names its product aldehyde dehydrogenase, dimeric NADP-preferring-like. The record is from RefSeq and is a predicted model, not a curated record. Lineage: Eukaryota; Metazoa; Arthropoda; Insecta; Diptera; Culicidae. Gene Ontology annotation, biological process: aldehyde metabolic process. Gene Ontology annotation, molecular function: aldehyde dehydrogenase (NAD+) activity. Gene Ontology annotation, cellular component: cytoplasm. The coding region runs from base 85 to 1569 and encodes 494 amino acids. The transcript is spliced from 10 exons.
CACGAAUUAUAGACCGCAUAGUGUUCAUCGUUCCUGCUCAGUGAAAAAAGUGUAAUUUGGUGACAGUAGUAGCAGUUUCGAAUAAUGGCGCAUUCAGAAAUUGUGCAACAACUUCACGCUGCCUUUCAGAGUGGCAAAACUCGGAACAUAGGAUUUCGAGAAAAGCAGUUGAAGAACCUGCUUCGUAUGUACGAGGAGAAUCAUGCGGAAAUGGCACAAGCGUUGGCUUCCGAUUUGCGAAAGCACAAACAGGAAGCCUAUGUAAUGGAAAUCGAUUACUUAAUGAAUGAUCUGCGCAGUAUUAUCUUUAACUUGCAUGAUUGGAUUAAAGCUGAAAAACCUAAGAAAACGUUAGUCAAUAUGAUGGAUGGAGUGUUCAUUUUCAAGGAUCCUUAUGGCGUAGUAAUGGUCAUCGGGGCCUGGAACUAUCCAUUGCAGCUCAGUCUUGCACCGGUUGCGGCAGCGAUUGCAGCGGGGAACUGUGUUUUGAUCAAGCCGAGCGAACUUGCUCCGGCCAGUUCUAAAUUUAUAGCCAACACAAUUCCGAAAUAUUUAGACCAAGAUUGCUAUCGAGUGGUCGAAGGAGGUGCAAAGGAAACUGCGGAGUUACUGAAGCAAAAAUUUGAUUACAUAUUUUAUACCGGCUCGGGUCGAGUAGGGAAGAUUGUGCAUCAGGCAUGUUCUGAAAAUCUAACUCCCUGUACGUUGGAGCUUGGAGGUAAAAGCCCAUGCUACAUUGAUAGUUCCGCUGAUAUCGCAAUCUCCACGAGGCGAAUUUUAUGGGGGAAAUUCAUAAAUGCUGGUCAAACGUGUAUAGCUCCAGAUUACAUUCUUUGUUCUAAAGAUGUACAAGAACGGUUCCUAAAAGAAGCUAAGUCUGUACUAAAGGAAUGGUAUGGCGAUAAUCCUAAACUCAGCCCUGAUCUAUGUCGCAUAAUCAAUCAACAACAUUUUCAGCGACUGAGUGGUUUGCUAAAAGGAGCGAAAAUAGCAAUCGGAGGUGAUGUGGAUUCUACAGACAAAUAUAUUGCGCCUACAAUUCUGACUGAUGUGAAACCAGAUGAUCCAGUAAUGCAAGAUGAAAUUUUCGGACCAAUUCUACCAAUUUUAGUAGUAGAAAACGCUUAUGAAGCGAUCAAGUUUAUCAAUGCAAGAGACAAGCCCUUGGCACUUUACAUAUUUAGUACCAACGAAGCUAAUAGGAACCUAAUAAUAACGAACACUUCAUCUGGUGGCAUGUGCAUCAACGACGUUCUAGGACAUUUCGCGGUCGAGUCUCUACCUUUCGGUGGCGUGGGCCCUAGUGGAAUGGGAGCAUAUCAUGGCAAACAUGGUAUCGACACGUUUUCACACCAGAAAUCAUGUUUGAUAAAAAACUUUAGCUCCGUUGGCGAAAAGCUAGCCUCCUCGCGAUAUCCUCCCUAUUCGGAUGGAAAGUUGUCUUUUCUAUCAACCGUACUAAAGAAGCGUAAGAGUAUUUCUUUCAAAUAUCUGCCAUAUUUGCUUAUGUUUGGAAUCGGUGUUGCAACCACAGUAGUAGUCAAAUGUUUAAAUGAGGACCAUAAAUAGACUUUCUCUCAGGAAUCUUAAUUAGGUCGGCGCAUUUUGGGGAUAUGUUAUUUAAAUAAUAUUUUGUUUGUUAAGUAAACGGUCAUGAUGAAAAAAUAAAAUAAUUUUAGA